This is a messenger RNA of Drosophila ananassae, 2892 nucleotides long. RefSeq lists its product as uncharacterized. Bases 1 to 2892 code for a protein of 963 amino acids. Lineage: Eukaryota; Metazoa; Arthropoda; Insecta; Diptera; Drosophilidae. The transcript has 2 exons. The record is from RefSeq and is a predicted model, not a curated record.
AUGCAGACCAACGAGGGUCAAAUUACAUCCACGUCUUUAAGCGAUCACAAGGAUCCAGACACGACAUCGGUGACUGCGAGUCACAUGUCACAGGCACUACUCACGCCAACCCUAUUGUCACAUGGGCAAGUAGGACGAACAUGUACUUUGCCAACUGCAUUGGUACACAUCCGCAACUCUCAAGGCACAUUCACAAACUGCCGGGUGCUACUCAACACGGGCUCGGAGUUAUCAUAUGUAUCGGAACGCUGUAUUAAGGCACUGGGUCUUAGUCGGGUUCCUGGCCGGAUUCUCAUUUCCGGCAUUUCUUCAAUCAAGGCCGAUACCACGAGGGGAUUCAGCACACUCACGAUCAAGUCUCGAGUUUCUGAUCACUCGCUACAAGUAAAAGCUCAUAUUCUAGGAAAAAUCACAUCUACGCUGGCAAGGGAAAACAUCGAUGCAUCUGCGCUUGAGAUCUUCAAUGGGAUUCCGCUUGCAGACACUGAAUUCAACUCGGCAUCGCCUAUAGACGUCCUACUAGGCACCGAUUCUGUAUGGGCUAUUUUAACCGGCAACAGGAAGCUGGAUGUGCAAGGCAACAUAAUAGCUAAUUCAACAAUCUUUGGAUGGGUUAUCACAUCGAUUGCGCAUCAAAAUCCAUCAAUCACCACGUCAUUUUUGUCUACAGUCGAUAUCCAUGCUACUCUACAAAGGUUUUGGGAAAUCGAGGACUCCCAAAUCACCGCUCACCAUGAUCCUGAAAAUGUUAAGGUUAAAGAGCAUUUUAAAACCACGCACUCACGCGACUCCAAGGGAAGAUACACCGUAGAGCUUCCAUUCAAGGAGGCAGAUCCACAAUUCACUGACACUCUGCAGGGAGCAACCCAACGCUUUGCUUCUGUGGAGUGCCGUCUACAUAGAGACGCAGAUUUGCACUCACGGUAUGUACAAUUCAUGCAAGAGUAUAUUUCUCUAGGCCACAUGCGCCAAUUGAACCCUGACGAAAUUCUCACCAAUGAUGGAAGGGUAUUCUACAUGCCACAUCACCCUGUACUUGGAAAGAAACUACGAGGAGUUUUUGACGGUUCAUUCCAAGAUUCUUCUGGUCAAUCUUUAAACGACACCCUGAACGUUGGGCCGAGCAUUCAACGAAACCUUUUCAAUGUAUGCGUACGCUUUCGUUUAUAUAAAUACGUUUUUUCUGCGGACAUUAUCAAGAUGUUCAGGCAAAUUUGGAUCAACAAGCAUCACCGCAACUAUCAACGUAUCGUUUGGAGAGAACAUCCUUCAGCUCCACUUCUACAUUACCAACUCUGCACUGUAACCUAUGGCACUGCGUGUGCACCAUUUCUGGCUGUACGGGUUCUCGAGCAACUGGCCAGAGAUAACCAACAUUUGCAUCCAACUGCUGCACGCAUUCUUCUUGAAGAUUUCUACGUUGACGACGUUUUAACAGGAGCUGACACCGAGGAAAAGCUUCUACAAUACAAACAAGAACUAAUUCAACUAAUGUCAUGUGCUCAACUCGAACUUGGAAAAUGGAUUUCCAACAGCAACCGCGUUGUCGACCCUGAGACAACAAUCACAAACAAUACAUCAUACAGUCCACUCGAAACUACGAACAAGGUUUUGGGAAUUCAUUGGCAACCGCACACGGACACAUUGGCAUACAAGGUAUCUUUGCCCAGCGAGGGAAAGAUUACAAAACGGCAAGUUUUAUCAGACGUGUCUCGCAUUUUCGACCCACUUGGAUUGCUGGCUCCAGUGGUUAUUCAAUUCAAAAUCCUGUUCCAAGAACUUUGGGUUCUCAACUUAGACUGGGACAGCCCGCUACCGCUCAGCCUGGAAGAUUGGUAUCUCAAAUGCAAGCACGAUAUCAACACGCUCAAUGAACUUGAGGUUCCACGCUACAUUGGCAACUCUACUGACACAAUUGAAUUGCACGCCUUCUCGGAGGCAUCUAUAAAAGCCUACGCCGCUGCCGUUUACAGUAGAGUCACUCUCCCUAAUGGUAACAUACAGGUUACUCUUAUUGCUGCAAAGACUCGUGUUGCACCGCUCAAAACACAAUCACUUCCACGCCUGGAAUUGUGCGGCGCACUGCUACUAAGUCGACUCAUCAACUCAGUCAAAGCUCCACUGAAAAACUACAACGUCACUGUUUACGCCUGGUGCGACUCUACCAUUGUUUUGGCUUGGCUCUCGCACAUACCUGCCAAACUAAAGACUUUCGUCGCAAACCGCACUGCCGAAAUCCUCAGCAUCAUUCCACGAGAUCACUGGCAACAUGUCAAAUCAGAUGACAACCCUGCUGACUGCGCUUCAAGGGGCAUGCUAGCUGCUGACUUAGUAAACCACAACCUAUGGUGGAAGGGCCCACACUGGCUAUACUCAACCGAAGCAGAUGAACAAGUCCAGGCUGAAGUAAAAGGUUCCGCUUUCACGACAAUGAGAACAUACAACACUGAAACCUCACUAUUGGGCCAACUGAUCGACCGUGUCUCCUCGUGGCCAAAGCUACUUCGUAUUCUCGCCUAUGUUCUCAAGUUCAUCCGACGCAAUCGCAGAAAAUCCAACACCGCUACGCUGACAUUUGAGGAGAUCCAUGACGCACGGAUCCUGUACCUGCGCCAUGCCCAAGACGAAUUCCAAGCUGACUACAAGCGACUCCUUAACCAACAAGAUUUGGGAAACAAAUCAAAAUUGCGCACCCUCUCACCGCAAAUCGACAAACAUGGACUCCUGCGAUGCUUCAUCUAUGGUGUGACCUCCGGUGAGACAAUCAACUACGUAACAACCCUGUCGAAGUGCAGCAGCACCCUGGGCCAGAUGCUCAGGUGCUGUGACCGCCAAAUAUUGCAAGUAACGGGUGGCCAGGUGUGGAGCUUGUGGAGCUACAUAAUAUUUUAA